Molecule: messenger RNA, 3182 nt
Organism: Hylaeus volcanicus
Lineage: Eukaryota; Metazoa; Arthropoda; Insecta; Hymenoptera; Colletidae
Gene: AlaRS-m
Product: alanine--tRNA ligase, mitochondrial
Exons: 11
Coding region: 384-3041 (885 amino acids)
Biological process (GO): tRNA modification; alanyl-tRNA aminoacylation
Cellular component (GO): mitochondrion; cytoplasm
Molecular function (GO): alanine-tRNA ligase activity; nucleic acid binding; ATP binding
Source: RefSeq, a predicted model, not a curated record
UUUAAUUAUUCAUUUUUAAACAAAUAUUAUAUAAUUCCUAAAACAAGAGGUCAUAGAAUACUUGUUUUUAUGCGAUUUUAGAGAGGUCUUUCAAAUACGAAGUUCAAAAUGGCGGCUAACUGAUUACACAUGGCGCGUGACCAUCACUUUGUGUACAGUGUUUCUUAAAUAUUGUUAAAUGCUUAAUAUAUAUUAAUUAAAAUACCAUUAUACAGAAAUCGUAUAAUAUAACACAUUUUCUAGAAACUUUUACAUACUUUUAUUACUAUUAUUAACGUUGUAAGAGAAAUCAGAUAGGUUAAGGCUUAACCUUCAAACGACUUAAAAAAAGUGCUGCAAAUAUAUAAGAAUAUAUUUGGAAAAUUGACUUAAAUGUAAAAAAAAUGAAUUUUUUGUCAUUAAAUCGAUCAUACAGUUGUGGUACCCCUACUGCAAUUAAGAAGAGUGCAAAAUUGAUUAGAAAUGAAUUUUUGGAUUAUUUCAAAAAAGAUUUGGGACAUACUUUCGUUCGAUCAAGUCCUGUUCUCCCAAUUAAUGACCAUACAGUUGCAUUUGUUAAUGCUGGCAUGAACCAAUUUAAAGGGGUAUUGUUAGAUUAUUAUAAUCCACCUGCAUCAAAAGUUGUGAAUUCACAAAAAUGUAUUAGAAUUAGUGGAAAACACAAUGACCUAAAUAUUGUUGGAAAUGAUACUUAUCAUCAUACAUUCUUCGAAAUGUUAGGAAAUUGGUCUUUUGGAGACUAUUUUAAGAAAGAAGCUUGUUGUUAUGCUUGGGAUUUAUUAACAAAACAUUAUGGUAUCAAUGAAGAAUUUUUGUAUGUAACAUACUUUUCUGGAAACGAGCAAUUAGGAUUAAAACCAGAUCUAGAAUGUAAAGAUAUUUGGUUAAGCAUUGGGGUGUCCAAAGAUAAAAUUUUACCAUUUGGGAUGCAAGAUAAUUUUUGGGAAAUGGGUGUUUCAGGACCAUGUGGUCCUUGUACAGAAAUACAUGUAGAUCAUACAAAAGAAAUAGUAAAUCGAUCCAUGCAAGUUAACAAGGGUUAUACAGAUCUCACAGAAUUAUGGAAUAUAGUGUUUAUACAAUAUGAACGAUUAACAGAUGGCACAAUAGUACCAUUACCAAAAUGUCAUGUAGACACAGGCAUGGGAUUUGAAAGAUUGGUUUCAUUAUUGCAGGGAAAGAAAUCAAAUUAUGACACAGAUCUAUUCCAACCACUUUUUAAAGCUAUUCAGAGAUAUGUAAAUGCACCAGAAUAUAAAGGGCAAUUUUAUAAUGAUGAAAAUGCACUUGACAUUGGAUAUAGAAUAUUAGCAGAUCAUAGUAGAAUGAUUACUGUAGCAUUAGCAGAUGGAGUGAUGCCAGAGGAAAAUAACAAGCUUAGAAGGAUAAUAAGAAAAGCAAUUGAUAUAGGUGAAAAAACAUUUAAAAAGCAGGGGAUACUUUCAGAACUUUCAUAUGUUGUAGCAGACAAUUUGGGUGAUGUAUAUCCAGAAUUACAAAAUAAUCUUAAAAAGGUCCAAAAAAUAAUAGAAUUUGAAGAGAAUCUACUUAAAAGAUUACGAAAUACUUCUGGUAAAGAAUGGAAAAAAAUGGUUAAAACACAUCCUGAAUUAGUAGCAGUUACUGAUUAUACGGGUGCUGGUUUAUUAAGUGGUUAUAAGUACUUUCAAAGUAUACUUAAAGAUUCGAAAGAAACCAAAGUAUUAUCAGGAGAUGUUGCUUUUAAAUUGUAUGAUACAUAUGGUUUAAGUGUGGAGACAAUAACUGAACUUGCACAAAUUGAAUCUUUACAUUUUGAAGAAAAUAGUUUUCAAAAUAUAUUAGAGAAUCGUAGGUGUGAAUCUAGGAUGGGUUUAGAAAAAAAUAAUGGAAUGGCCAUAAAAGCAGCUGUAGAACUACUUAAAAAAAAUUCUAAACCAAAAACUAAUGACACUUUUAAAUAUGAGUAUGUUUUUGAUGGAAAUAAUUUUCAGUUUCCCACAAUUGAGAGUAAAAUUGUAGGAUUGAUUGUAAAUGGUAGUUUGAUAUUAAACAGAGAAAAUGAAAUUGCGAUUAAAGAUAUAUGUUCAAAUAUUCACGAGAAAAUGAUUGAUACUAAUACUAAAUUGGAUCAAGAAGAUGAAAUUGGAAUUAUAUUGGAUAAAACAUUAUGUUAUUCAUUGGAAGGUGGUCAAAAAUCAGAUAAUGGUGUUAUUUGUACAAAUGACCUCAUUUUCAAUAUAAAUAAUGUGAAUAAAAUUAAUGGUUAUGUUAUACAUUUCGGAAAAUUUGCACAAAUUGAUAAAAAAUAUUCGGAAAAAAAAUUGAAAGUGGGAGACAGUUGUGUUGUGUCUAUUAAUCCGGAACUUCGAACAGGAACAAUGCAACACCAUACCGCGGCACAUUUAUUAAAUGCAUCUUUAAAGCAAAUCAUGCAAGCAAUUUAUCCACGUAAUUCUAUUAUUUACUCACAUGCUUUAAAAAUGCAAUUUAACUCUUUUGGGGAGAAACUCUCGUUAGAACAGCUAAAAAGAAUUGAAAAUUCUAUAAACAGUGUUAUACGCGCUGAUGUUCCUGUUACGACAAAAAUCAUGAAUUCGCAAGAAUUAUUAACAGAGGAUUUUGUAACAUUAAUACCAGGAGAAAUUUAUCCUUACACAGGAAUUCGAGUUGUGAAUAUUGAAACUGAUGACUUAAAAUCGAAAGAAGCCUGUUGUGGCACACAUGUACAUAAAACAGGUGUAUUGGAACACUUUUGUUUUUUAAGAUAUGAUUCAAAAGGGGUAGCAAAUUUUACUGUUAAAGCAGUUGUAGGAUCACCUGCUAGGUCUGCUAAAUUGGAAGGUGAAAAUAUGCAACAUAAAAUUACCAAUUUAGAACAUGGAUUGAAAGCUAAUGAAAUUACAUAUGAAACAUUCAAAUUAAUUAGUUACGAUAUUGAAAAUGAAAUAAUUAAUAAUAAAGAAAAUUUAAUAUCGUAUAUUAUUAAAAAAGAGUGUUUGCUAAAACUACAAGAUAUAAAUAAAAAUGCUUGGGUGAUUGCAAAAGAAAUGGAAAAGUAAUGAUAUCUGAUACCUUUAAUGCACAAACGUGGAUGAAAGUAAUUCUUGAUGUUUUUAAUACAGAAUACGAUUCAGUUAAGGGUUUUAAUGCAACCCUGGUUUCUAGUAUGAAGACUACAGACAUUUCAAGUACAUCGUCAA